Sclerotinia sclerotiorum 1980 UF-70 is the source of this 636-nucleotide messenger RNA. RefSeq lists its product as hypothetical. The transcript has 4 exons. Gene Ontology annotation, cellular component: mitochondrial inner membrane. The record is from RefSeq and is a predicted model, not a curated record. The coding region runs from base 1 to 636 and encodes 211 amino acids. Gene Ontology annotation, molecular function: metalloendopeptidase activity. Gene Ontology annotation, biological process: mitochondrial protein processing; protein quality control for misfolded or incompletely synthesized proteins. NCBI's taxonomy places the organism in Eukaryota, Fungi, Ascomycota, Leotiomycetes, Helotiales, Sclerotiniaceae.
AUGGUGCAAAGAGUUAUGAGCCGAUUAAUACCUGCGAGUGGCAUCGACGACGUAAAUUGGGAAGUCAAUGUCAUAGACUCCGAAGAAAUGAAUGCCUUCGUCAUACCUGGUGGUAAGGUUUUCGUUUUCACUGGAAUACUGCCGAUUGCUUCAACGGAUGACGGUCUUGCUACAAUUCUUGGCCAUGAAAUUGCGCAUAACAUCGCAAAUCAUUUGGGGGAAUCGAUGAGUAAAACCGCUGUGAUUUAUACACCCUUGCGUAUGCUUUUUCGAUUCCUGGAUGCUACAGGAUAUACUGGAGGUCUAGGGCAAAUAUUCGGGUCUCUUGCACUUGAAUUUGGCAUAAAUUUACCCGCGUCAAGAAGUCAGGAAACAGAGGCUGAUCAUAUUGGGUUGAUGAUCAUGGCAAAGAGUUGUUUUAAUCCCCAAGCUGCAAUUGGCGUAUGGAAGAGGAUGCAGGCAGCAGAAAGGAAUGCGCCCCCUCAAUGGCUUUCAACCCAUCCAUCGAAUACCAAUCGAAUAACGCAAAUGCAAGAGUGGAUGUCCAAAGCAGAGGCUGCAAGAGCCGAAAGUGGAUGUGCAUCCACCAUGGAAAAUUUCAAUGACUUUCGGACUACAUUUGGCGGACUUUGGUGA